This is a messenger RNA of Erigeron canadensis, 2838 nucleotides long. RefSeq names its product putative receptor protein kinase ZmPK1. The transcript has a single exon. Lineage: Eukaryota; Viridiplantae; Streptophyta; Magnoliopsida; Asterales; Asteraceae. Gene Ontology annotation, molecular function: protein serine/threonine kinase activity; ATP binding. The record is from RefSeq and is a predicted model, not a curated record. The coding region runs from base 35 to 2452 and encodes 805 amino acids. Gene Ontology annotation, biological process: recognition of pollen; protein phosphorylation.
UAAUUCAUAUAUUGUAAUUUUACAUUCAAUCAAAAUGAAUCUUAUGCUUCACCUUCUUGUGCUUUUUACACUAAUAUUUCAUCUUACACUAUUAGUAUCAUCAUCUUCACCACCCAAUGCCUUAAAACUAGACUCAUCCCUCUAUGUAGACCAGAAAAACAACUUCUUGAUCUCACCAGAUGGCGUUUUCACCGCCGGGUUUUACAACGUUGGUGACAACGCUUUUUGUUUCUCGAUAUGGUUCACUAAACCGUUGUCUAAUGGUGAACAAACCGUGGUUUGGAUGGCUAACCGUGACAUACCCGUCAAUGGAAAACGUUCAAAACUUUUACUAUCAAAGACGGGUAAUCUUGCUUUACAUGAUGCUGAUCAAGACUUGCCCAUUUGGACCACACGAACACGAGAUACAACAGGGUUUGCAGAGUUAAAGCUAAAUAACUCGGGUAAUCUUUACCUUCAAAGUAAAGAUGAACAAGUUUUAUGGCAAAGUUUUGUAUCACCAACAGAUACACUUCUUCCAAAUCAACCACUAACUAAAGAUGCUACGCUUGUUUCUUCAAGAAGCCGAACUAACUAUACUUCGGGCUUUUAUAAACUUAUCUUUGAUAAUGAUAACGUUCUUCGGCUUGUUUAUAGCAAUCCUAAAGUUACAGGCAUAUAUUGGCCAAAUCCUGAGCUCCGAGCUUGGGAUGCUGGUAGGAGCACUUGGGGAGGUGAAAGGACUGCAUUUAUUGACUCGUUAGGCCGAUUUAACUCGAGUGAUCAUUUGUUUUUUAAUGCUUCAGAUGAUGGAGCUUUAUCCAUGAGAAGGUUGACCAUGGAUCUGGAUGGUAACGUACGAGUGUAUAGUCUUGAUAAGGAUAAAAGUAUUUGGAAAGUUACUUGGCAAGCUAUCUCACAAACGUGCUUGAUUCAUGGAAGUUGUGGAGAAAACAGUACUUGUUCCAACGACCCGAAUUAUGGUAAGAAAUGUACAUGCUUACCAUAUCAUAAAAUGGUCAACGUAACCGAUUGGUCUUAUGGGUGUGAACCAGAUUUCGAGUCAAGUUUAUGUGGUAAUGGUGAAGAUGAGGAUGAUUUUCUAAAACUCACUCAUUUUGAUUUCUAUGGGUAUGACUCAAAAUAUUUGCCUAACGUAACGUUAGAUGUAUGCAAGCAAGAGUGCAAGAAUAUGUGCGAUUGCAAAGGGUUUCAGUACAGGUUUAAUAAGAAUCAAGGAAUUUUUCUUUGUUAUACAAAGUUUGUGUUGCUGAAUGGAUUCGGGUCUGCUAGUUUUAAUGGUACUUUGUAUCUAAGAGUUCCUAAGAGUACCCUUUCUUCUAAUACAAAUAAAGUUAUUCGAAAACAUGAACUGAACUGUUCUGGGAGUCCUAGAAUGGUACAACUUGAACGCAUAUACGAUAAGAAGAAUGAAAAAGGGUCAAUUAAGUUCCUGCUAUUGUUCACUUAUGUGCUUGGUGCAUUGGAGGUCAUUUGCAUAAUCUAUUUCUUCUACAAAACCAGGAUAGCUAUCCCGAAAUCCCAAGGUUACCUACAAGCUGCAACAGGAUUCGAGCGUUUCAGCUUUUCAGAUUUGAAAAAGGCAUCUGAAAAUUUCAAGACAGAGAUAGGAAGAGGAGGUGGUGCAGUUGUGUACAAAGGAAUUCUCUCAGAUAACCGAGUUGCAGCCAUAAAACGUCUCAAAGAAGCUAAUAGCAAUCAUGGGGAAGCAGAGUUCUUAGCAGAAGUGAGUACAUUGGGGAAGCUUAAUCACAUGAAUUUGAUCGAUAUAUGGGGGUAUAGUGCUGAAGGGAAACACAGGAUAUUGGUUUACGAGUACAUGGAGAAUGGAUCAUUGGCUGAUAAUCUACAGUUGAAUAAUCUUGAUUGGAAGAAAAGAUUUGAUGUUGCCGUUGGGACAGCAAAAGGACUGGCUUAUUUACAUGAAGAGUGUUUGGAAUGGGUUUUGCAUUGUGAUGUAAAGCCUCAUAAUAUUUUGUUAGAUCGUGAUUACUUGCCAAAAGUUGCGGAUUUUGGGUUGUCUAAGUUUUUGGAUAGAGAUGGAAUAGGUAACUCGGAAUUCACAAAAGCAAGAGGGACAAGAGGAUACAUGGCUCCAGAAUGGUUUUUUGUUGGACUACCGAUAACAUCAAAAGUAGAUGUUUAUAGCUACGGAGUGGUGAUGUUGGAAAUGAUAACAGGAAGAAGCCCACAAGGUGGAGUUGCAUACGAGAAAACGAUGGUUCAAUGGGUCCGAGAGAAGGUUGCUGCAGCUGCAGGUGAUGGAUAUGGCGGAAAGAACAUAUGGAUAGAAGAGGUUGUGGAUUCUAAUGUAAAGGGAGAUUAUGAUAGGAUUCAAAUGGCGAUUUUCAUCAAAGUGGCUUUGCAAUGUGCAGAAGAAAAUAAGGAUGCAAGACCCACCAUGAGUCAGGUUGUUGAUAUGCUCCUCCAUGGUGGUGAUGGUAAAUUUUGAGUUUAUAUGCUCUUUUAUGGUGAUGGCAUAUGUACAUAUUAUGGUUACAACCACUCCAAACGAGCGUAGUUUUUCGCCACGUUUAGUAGCAGCGUGUUUCAUUUGGUCAUUCAGAUCACUAAGAAGUACUGUAUAAUAAAAGUGGCAAAAAUAGGUAGUAUGCUUGUAUUCUUGUAAUAUAAAAUGGCAUUAAGUCAUUAACCCUAUCUUUGGGGGUUGAUAUUAGUUGUUGAAAGCUUAACGCACACUACGCCAGAAAUGGGUCCUUGGGUCCUAGAUGCCAGAGGCAGGUGUGAGCCUCAUGAACACAAGGCACAUCAUACUUGGAAUAUGUAAAUCAAAAUAGAUUAUGCAGAUAUAAAGAUGACUUUUUUUUCUUUCUAAAA